Molecule: messenger RNA, 531 nt
Organism: Zymoseptoria tritici IPO323
Lineage: Eukaryota; Fungi; Ascomycota; Dothideomycetes; Mycosphaerellales; Mycosphaerellaceae
Exons: 8
Coding region: 1-531 (176 amino acids)
Source: RefSeq, a predicted model, not a curated record
AUGUCCGCCGCACUGCCUACAGCUUCAUUUCUUCUCGUUUCAACUUCCUCUUUUCUUCUUCGGCCAGCUUACAAGCACAAACCGACAUUCAAAUCACCGCGUUUGCAGAGCAAGAGUGACAUUGACGGAUUUGCCUUCACAGUUUCCACCACCAAGGCCCGCAGAAACGUUUCUCUCUCCGCAACAACAACAACAACAACACCAGCAGCAGCAGCAAUUCUCCUCACCAACACCGACCUCAUCAGCAACCUCUCCACCGCCGCCAACAGCACCAUGUGCGUGAUCUUGUGGACGCGUUGCGGCCGCCGCUGGUGCGAGAACGCGGGCUACUUCACCAGCCCGGUCGUGCUCUCGGGGUGUGCGCUUCGUCAGCGCGGCACUCCGCACGACGCGUGCCCGGCGCACCGCGAGGUGCACGAGGAGGGGGACUGCCGCGCCUGCGUGGAGCGGCGCGAGCUGGAGCACCUUCGUGUGCGGGCGGCGGCGGCUGCGGCUUUGCAGCGUGCCCUCGACGCCCAACUCGGGCAGUAG